GUGUGUCAGAGUGUGAAUUCAGCACACAGGAAAAGGUAGCAGAUACUCAUCAUCUCUCUCAUUUGGUGUCUCGUCUCUGCACCAUGUUCCAUCUGCUGAAGAACAAGAAGCUUCUAAUUUUCUUGUUCUUCUACCUGUGCUCUGUUCCACAAGUGGGCUGUAAUGAUGUUCUCCAUGUGAAUGGAAUGGCAGGAAGGAAUCACACAGUAAAAUUCACGCUAAAGAGCACAGUUCAAACCAUCGAGCAGGUGAACUUGUACCAAGAUGGCACAAAGAUUCACACGUUCAUCCUAUCCAACAGAUCCUGCUUUUCAUGUUUAAAUCACACACUGUCUACGAUCUGCAUCAGAAACGUGUCCCAAAAACACAUCUGUCUGAUCUUCACACAUCUAAUACACAAUGGAGUGUAUUACCUUGCUGUGUUCAAGCCGACCUACGAACCUGUAGAAAGCAACAGAGUGAACUUGACUGUACACCCUGCUGAGUACACAACAUACACCACAGCUUCCUCAUUCAAUAUCACAUCCUUCCAGCAGGAACAAUCAGAAAAAAAGUCCACCCUGUUGAUGGUUGUUCCAAUGCUGUUUACAGUCAUGAUGUUGGUAAUCGUUUUGCUCUGCUUCUUUUACUGGAACUACAGGAAGAAAACAGACAAAACUCCUGCUGUGAACUCCACAUCUGCACCACAGGAGAUUCCUGUUCCUAAUGUCACCUGUGUUGAGUAUUGUGUUCUGGACUUUCCAAACCGACCUGGAGAGAAAGUGAGGAGCACAGAGGAGCGAGUGGAGUACUCACCCAUUGUAUUUCCUACAAAAAAACCAUUACCACAAGACAAUGAACUAAAACCAACGACACAACAAAAGAAAAUAAAAAAAUCACCAAAACUGCAGCAUGAGGAGAAAGAUACAGAUAAAAUGUCUGAGAAAGCAAAAACAUCAAAACCUAAACAUCAGAAAUGUCAGAAAAAAACACACCUAAAGACACCCUGUCAAGGUCCAGGCAAAAGCACAACAUAGAAUAGAGUUAAAUAUACUGUAUGCAAUUUAAUUAUUUAAUAUAACAACUUUAUUCUAACCAUGUAUAAGGACUCGUGAAUCUUCAGGUGCUUUGUAUAUAAGGGUCAGUUAUUACAGUUUCAAUAAUCAAGCCUACAAGAAGAAGCAAACAUCCCCUGGUUCACUUCCAUUCCAAAUCUGCAAAAACAUCCAGCUGCUGAGAAAAUGCACAGAGCGUAAGGGUGAACAAGUAGAGCAUAUGUUGUAAAUAACAAAUAGAAUUUAUAAGUAUAUAUAUAUAUAUAUAAGUAUUAUUGCAGUGUUCAUAUAUCAGUUUGCUGACAUAUUAAAUCUAAAAUCUUUAUAUAAGCACUUAUCAGUUAUUCUGUUUCUGUGCAUUUCAUCUUGUCCGCCUCUUCAUAAGAGCUGUAAAUCUUCUUUUACACGGUAUAAUGUUUAGAUUAAACAGACGGGAUCGACAUGGCCGUAGACUCUAGGAAUAAAACUUGCUCAGAAUGCUUUCUUGCACUUGACGUAUGGAGAUGUUACACACUUUUUAGUGUUUAAGGAAAGUGGACAAGGGAAAGUUAUGAAUACUAUUGAAACACAAAGAGAUGAUUGGUGUGAAAAUACAGAGAGAAGGUAUGUGUGCUAUUGGGAGAAAUUUUACUGUUUAAAUACAGCACACACAACAGUACAGUUAAGAAAACAACAGUGUGUGUCUGUGUGUCUGUCUGUGUGUUAAACACUAUUGAAGUGUAAGACACCAGUGUUACUUAGGUGACAACCACAUACACCAUGGUGUGAAAUCCCCCUCCGCACACACAUGCACACACACUCACAAACACGCAUACACGCACAAUGCUACUGUGGUAAAUUGAAGUAUAAUUGCAGUAACUAUACAAGGCGUCUGAAAAGUCAGCAACCAAUGGGAAUAUGUUGAGCAAAUAUGUCCAGUUAAAUCUGCAAAAACAUGAUACAGCUGCUCAGAAAGUGAGUAUAGUGUAAGAUUGAAGACAUAGAGCAUGCCAAUCUUGUAAGUAAAAUUCUAAAAUGAAGUGUAUGUAGUUUUGUUCUCCUUAGUUCCUGACAUUUCAGACACUUUUUGUAAUAUAUACUCUAAAAACCACAGAAUCAUAUUGCAGUGGUGAUAUACAGUAUCAGUGAUUAUAUAGCUUUUGUGUGUCUCAUUUGUUAUUGUGUACCUGUGCACCAAUGAAAUCUUUCUCACAAUUAACCUAAAAAUAUUGAGAAUGUUUCUCAACAUUCUGACUUUGUCUUUGAUAUGUUGAAGCCGGUUGUAUAUUCUCAUAGAGUGUGUGCAGAUUUACAUUUAUCUCAUGAAGAGAACACUCUUAUUGAAUCUUCAUAUCAUUAUGUUGAGAAACCUUAUCGUUAGUAGAACCAAAUAAACAGUUUUAUUCUAACUUUGUAUGCUACUAAAAGUAUUUUAUAACAUCUUAAUCAAUGAUUAAUGAAUUAAAAUUGAACAAUUUUGUUUGUUUUAAUAUAUGACAGUGAAAUUCAUGUUAUUGUAGAGUAAAUCUCCUCAUGGUCCUUUAAUGUACAUUUAUAUACAGAACAUAUAAUAAACACUAUAGUGAAAUAUUUUCCAUACCAUCAGUGUAAUGUUGUGUUUUUAUCAUAUACUCAGUGUUAUUAUCUAUUCAGAUACAGACGUUUGUAAGUGUGUGUGUGUGUGUGUGUGUGUGUGUGUGU
Tachysurus fulvidraco (yellow catfish) is the source of this 2714-nucleotide messenger RNA. RefSeq lists its product as uncharacterized. The record is from RefSeq and is a predicted model, not a curated record. Lineage: Eukaryota; Metazoa; Chordata; Actinopteri; Siluriformes; Bagridae. The transcript has 5 exons. Bases 84 to 1016 code for a protein of 310 amino acids.